Suillus paluster is the source of this 375-nucleotide messenger RNA. RefSeq lists its product as uncharacterized. NCBI's taxonomy places the organism in Eukaryota, Fungi, Basidiomycota, Agaricomycetes, Boletales, Suillaceae. The annotation marks the transcript as partial. The record is from RefSeq and is a predicted model, not a curated record. The transcript has 3 exons.
AAGCUUGGGGACCAUGAGUGGGAAAUUGUGGAGCAGCUUCGUGCCAUAUUGAAGAUUCUCAAGGACGCUACCCUCUUUUUCUCUUGCUCAACUCCCAACCUUGCAACUGUUAUUCCCACGAUGGACAUAAUUGACGAACAAAUGACUAUCUAUUCUCACAACAAGAAAUUUUCACCAUCCAUUCGUGCGGCAGUUCAACUGGCCAAGAAGACUCUCGACCAAUACUAUCAGUUGACGGACAGCUCUGAGGUGUAUAGGAUUGCAAUGGUCUUACACCUGCAUCACAAAUUGUCCUACUUCAAGUUGGCUGGUUGGGAGGAUGACUGGAUCAACACUGCAGAAGCUCUAGUGCAUGAUGAGUUUGAGUGGUCCUAC